Fonsecaea multimorphosa CBS 102226 is the source of this 591-nucleotide messenger RNA. RefSeq lists its product as uncharacterized. The record is from RefSeq and is a predicted model, not a curated record. Bases 1 to 591 code for a protein of 196 amino acids. The transcript has a single exon. Lineage: Eukaryota; Fungi; Ascomycota; Eurotiomycetes; Chaetothyriales; Herpotrichiellaceae.
AUGAAACCAACCACCCUUCUCGCUGCGGCAGCAGCACUUCUCAGCCUCACAACGGCCGCACCCAUCGAAGCAUCAGAAGUCAGCGACAUCGAGCGCCGCGAUGCAUCCACCUAUGACCUCGCCAUUGGGGGUGGUCGCUUCAACUUGAACGAGCUCCAGUCCUACAGCUUGUUCUACGCCAACAGCUCCGCCUACAUUGGACAGAUCAAGUACCAAUCCUACUCGGAGCCGCUGAUCGUCUCCGGUGCCAGGAAUGGCAUCGACACCAUUACCUUCCAGUCUAUCCACAGCAGCCCGACGGGUUGGCAGCAGAUGUACGUGGUGCCCGGCCAGUCAAAGCCCGUCGGCUUCAGUGUUCCACACGGCUCCCCGCCCGCCGGUGUCCGCACCAACGAAUUCAGCUUCACCUGGAACGGGUCUCUGCAGAACCACGGACGCAACUUCUUCUACGCGUGCCAGGAUGCGGCAGGCACCCUGGCGGCGAUCCACAGCUACCAGAUUUGGUGGAUGGCAAAUGGCUUCCCAAGGAAUUGGACGUGCAAGGGUCCUUUGAACAUUCACGUCGCCGAUGGAUGUGCCAGAAGCUUGUAA